CAAAUAGGCUGGCAACACCGUCCAACAUAUGUCAACUGCCAGAUUGUUUUGUUAUCACUUAGUUGAGGACGCAUUUUCAAUGCCCGAGAUGUCUGAAGAAAAAUGUCACUUCUGCCAUGAGGCGCCCUUUAAAUACACUUGUCCAAAGUGCAAUGCGAUCUACUGCAGUGUCGCUUGCUACAAGUCGAAGGAACAUCUGAAGUGCUCUGAAGAGUUUUAUAAGACGUGCAUCCAAGACGAACUGGCCAGUGCAGCAACAACGUCGGAAAGCAACAAAGGCAUGCGUGAGAUAUAUGACAUCCUAAAACGUAUGCACAAAUUUGACGCCGGCUUUAAGCCCGAGGACUUUGAUGCCGAUGGGCUAGACAGUCCCUUAGAUUCGGAUGAUGAAGCGGAGCUCGAUCAAGAUGGUGAAGGGGUUGAGGGAGACGAUGGCACAGAGUAUCCUACUCAAGAGGAGACGGAUGAGACUGUGGACAUUGCUGAGCGUCUGAAGGGCAUCGACAUAAAUGAUGCAGAUGAAGUUUGGAGCCGAUUGACAAUGGACGAGCAGCAGGAAUUCCAAAAACUAAUAGCAAGUGGUGAUAUAAUGAAACUCAUGCCCGACUAUAAGCCCUGGUGGUGCAAGCCAAAGAACUCAAAGAUUGUGGUCAUGCCCUCACCAACAGAUGUUAACGUUGACAUGCCCCAAAUACAAAAGAACAUACCCAAGUUCACGGACCUAUGCAAGACACCGUCGCCGUGCUUGCACUACAAUCUCUGGAACAUAUUGAGCGCAUACGCGUGUGUGUCGCGUUUCUUUGGCGGCGAGCAGCGCACCAGUGCCAGUGAAGCUGUUGCCCAUUUGGUCAAUCUCAGUGCAACGUUGAAGUAUGGCACCAACUUCGAGGACGCUGAGGAUGCUAUUAUAUCGGUGGAAAUGGAGGCCUGCACCACGGGGAAUGGAUCGGCUGGUGCUGCUGCUGUUGGCAGCGCAGGUGCAGGUUCAAAUUUCCUAGUCGAGAGUCGCGAACAGUUGCAGCAGGAUGCGCGACAGCUCAUGUCUACGCAACAAAAUAAAUUGGCGGCAUUGAGUGAUGUCCUUCAAUUGCUGCAGCAGAGCAAAGCGUUGAGCAGACGGAAAAAUUCAGAGGAAGCUGAAUUCCAGAAGCUCUUCGCGCUUGCCAGCGGCAGUGUUGAGUUGAAUCGAACCAAACUGUCACAGCUGGUCAAGAAAAUAGAGUUUAUGCUGUCGUAUGUGGCUAGGGAACAGGUCCUGUGAGAACGCUGUCAAAUAAAAAUAUUUAGUUCUAACACAAUUUAA
Molecule: messenger RNA, 1303 nt
Organism: Drosophila virilis
Lineage: Eukaryota; Metazoa; Arthropoda; Insecta; Diptera; Drosophilidae
Product: zinc finger HIT domain-containing protein 2
Source: RefSeq, a predicted model, not a curated record